AUGGCAUCAUCAGCCGAUCAGUCAAUUGCUGAAAUCCAGGAGGAACUGGAAUUACAUCGAGUUAUUUUGCAGAGUCUGGACGACUCGCACUGCUCGCGCCCUGAUGCCGCUGAACAAAGACAAGAAACACUGGAUGUGAUUAAAGAACUCGAAACAAAGCUCCUUGAACUACGCAGCAGCAAAUCGCCCAGUCGUUCUUUUCGUCAACGCAUGAGUUCAGCAAGUCCAGUCCCACCGCCAGCCCAGCUUGAUGGCCCGAGUUCUACAAGACCUACGAUUCCCUCGAGCCCACCGCAGUUUGGUCGUCCUGCCUAUUCCUCAUUACCCUCCCGACCUCGAAAUUCGCAAUUAGAUAUGGCCCCAGAAAACCCCUACGCUCGAAAACGUCGAUAUGCCGAUGAUGAUGAAGACGAUAUAGGCCAGGAAUCAUCCAAGCGAGCGGCCAUGUUCAGGACUGCACCUAUUUUCAGUAAUUCCGGCUCGUCAACCUCGCGCGAUCCUAGCAGUCCAAGUGAUAGAUCAACCAGCGAAGAUGAUGGCGACGAUCUCCUAGAGUUGUUGGGACUUGAUUCCCAUGAUAUGCGUGCUCUAAAGGAAGAACAAAGACAAGCAGAGAGAUGGUUGGAAGAUAGGAAGGAGCAAGAACGUCGCGAUGAGGAAUUUGCUCGCAUUUUGUUGGCGCGUGAUGAGCCAUCACCUCCACGACAAGCCACUUCAUCGCCGAUUCGUCCACCGCCCUCUUUCCCUGGACGCUCAUUUCUCCCACCAACUCUACAGUCCGAGCCUCGCGAACGCGCAUUUCAUCAACCAACCUUGCCGACGGGCCAUGAAAAUCUACCGUUACCAGUAGACACAAGGCCAACUAAUUAUGGCCCCGCUCCAUCUUUCGGCGUGAAUAAUAGUUUUAUGGGCCCGCAAUUUGAUUCUCCAAGGAUCCCCUUAGAUAGCGAUGAGGAUAGCGAUCUUGCCGAAAUCACACCGGGAGACUUCCAUCUUCAUACAGGCAUAAGACCGACCCAAAAGCCCUUAAUGAGUAGGGGGAUUUUUGUUGGCCCAGACAGUGGCGCCACCCCCUAUUAUGGUCGCGUACCUGGACCGAGUGGUCCUGGCAAUCCUCGAUCUCUUCCGUGGGCAGAUUCCAUGCAAUCGGCUAUGGCGACACUAAGGUCAACUAGGGAUCAUUACAUGGAAGAUCCGAGCAACUUCAACUUUCUCCCAUCCCACGGGUCUAUCAAGAGUGCGCUUAAUGGGCUUAUGGGCAAUGAUUUCCCUAAUCCUCUUUCAAGGCACGAUUUACAAGAUUUAUACGAUCAUGGAACCGACUCGAAGCAACUCAAUGAGGAAAUCAAGCAGCUACUGGAGACUAUUCGGCCUGAUGCUGAUAUUGCGGAGCAAGACCGCGAAGGAACCCCGGAGGCUCUGAAGUACUCGCUACUAGAUCACCAAAAGCUUGGAUUAGCCUGGAUGAAAUCUAAGGAAGAAUGCGAACAGAAAGGUGGUAUCUUAGCCGACGACAUGGGUCUGGGAAAAACUCUUCAAGCGAUUGCACUUAUGGUGUCUCGUCCGCCAACUGAUUCCGAGCGAAAAACAACGUUGAUAAUUGCGCCUGUUGCUUUGAUGCAACAAUGGAAGCGAGAAAUCCAGAAGAUGCUUCGGCCGGGUCAUCAACUAUCGGUGUACAUUCUGCAUGGUGACAAGCGAGCCGCAAGUUUCAGGGACUUGAAACAAUAUGACGUUGUUCUCACCACGUUUGGCACCUUGUCCUCGGAGUUAAACCGCGUUGAGAAAUACGACGAGCUACUCAGGUCAGGUGCAGAGGAGCCAACGCUGACCAGGCAGUACUUGAAGACUUUACCCUGUCUUGGACCCACCAGCAAAUGGUAUCGAGUAAUAAUCGACGAAGCUCAGUGCAUCAAGAACCGAAACACCAAGGCUGCUCUUUCUUGUUGCCGUCUUAAUGCGACCUAUCGAUGGUGCAUGAGUGGAACUCCCAUGAUGAACAAUGUUGGAGAGUUGCACUCAUUGUUAAAAUUCUUGCGCAACCGCCCUUAUGGGGAUCUAGAGAAAUUUCAAAGAGAUUUUGGCCGGCCAUUGAAAAGCAACAGCCAGAAUUUACAGAACAAGGCCAUGACGCAGCUUCGCGUUCUGCUGAAGGCGGUUCUUUUACGGCGGACAAAGGAUUCGAAAAUAAACGGCAAGCCCAUUCUCAACCUGAAACCUCGGAUUUCAGAAAAACUGCAUGCCGCGUUUAGUGACGACGAACUGGAAUUCUACAGAUCGUUGGAAAACCGAACUCGACUCCAAUUCAACAGAUACCUUCAGUCAGGCACAGUUGGACGAAAUUAUUCAAAUAUUCUAGUUCUUCUCCUUCGCCUCCGACAGGCUUGCUGCCACCCUCACUUGAUAAGCGAUUUUAGCGUCAAGCUCAACGAGACUACUGAGGGGGUAGAUUUUAUCGCGAAUGCAAAGGAGUUCAGUGGCGAAGUCAUUAUUCGUCUGCGGGAUAAUAAUGACCUUGAGUGUCCCAUCUGUAUUGAUGCAGUGGAUAACCCUAUCAUCUUUUUCCCUUGUGGACAUGGAACAUGCUCUGAAUGUUUCUCCAGAAUAUCAGACCCAUCACUCUCCCUGCAGCAGGGCAUUGAUGGAGCAAUGGCAGUGAAAUGUCCAAAUUGCCGUGGUGUUGUCGACCCCAAGAAAAUCACGGAUCAUGCGUCCUUCCUCAAAGUUCAUUUUCCCGAUUCAUCUGGAGACGUCGCCGGCUUGGAUGGCUUGGAGUCCGCGAUCAAACCUAAUGGAGACGAUGAUGAUGGCGACGCAACUGAUGAUAGUGAUGACGACGAACAAGGCACCCUUUCUGGGUUCAUCGUCAAUGAUAGUGACACUGAUUCGACCCCUGCUCGGAGAUCGAAAGGAAAGGGCAAAGGCAAAAUGGCUGAUAAGCCUAAAAAGACACUCGCCGAGCUCAAAAAAGAAGCAGCGAAGAACCAAGCGUCCAAACGCAAGUACUUGCGUCGACUGGAAAAGACCUGGAUCACCAGCGCGAAAAUCGAGAAGACCAUGGAGAUAGUACGCGACGUGCAGAGCCGGGAGGAUAAUGAGAAGACCAUUAUUUUCAGCCAGUUCACAUCUCUUCUGGACUUGCUUGAGGUUCCCAUUGCGCGCGAAGGGCGUCACUAUCGUCGAUACGAUGGGAGCAUGAAGCCAGCUGAUCGUAAUUCAGCCGUGAUGGAGUUUACUGACAACCCUGACUGCAAGGUCAUGUUGGUAUCCUUGAAAGCAGGCAAUUCUGGGUUGAAUCUCGUCGCCGCAAACCACGUGGUGAUUUUUGAUCCAUUCUGGAACCCUUACAUCGAGGAGCAGGCGAUUGAUCGUGCCCAUCGGAUUGGGCAGCUGCGCGAGGUGUUUAUCCAUCGAAUCCUCGUCCCGGAGACUGUUGAAGACCGCAUCAUUGAACUUCAGGAUAAAAAGAGAGCUCUAAUUGAUGGCGCCUUAGACGAGAAGGAAUCGAAGAACAUCGCCAGGCUAAGCACUAGGGAGCUUGCAUACUUAUUUGGAAUCAACAAUUAG
This is a messenger RNA of Aspergillus puulaauensis, 3567 nucleotides long. RefSeq lists its product as uncharacterized. Gene Ontology annotation, molecular function: ATP binding; ATP-dependent chromatin remodeler activity. NCBI's taxonomy places the organism in Eukaryota, Fungi, Ascomycota, Eurotiomycetes, Eurotiales, Aspergillaceae. The coding region runs from base 1 to 3567 and encodes 1188 amino acids. The record is from RefSeq and is a predicted model, not a curated record. Gene Ontology annotation, cellular component: cytoplasm. The transcript is spliced from 4 exons.